UGUUCUAUAUUGGAGGAUGUUGUAAUAUCGAGACUCGUACAAAUCUGAAGCAAUGCAAAAGUUUACUGUUUAGACAUAUUUUAUCCGGGUAAGUAUACCAACCGAUAUCCCUUUAAUGGACAUGUAUAUUGAAACAAUAUAUCAGGAUUUGAACUUUGAGUAAGACUAAUAAUUAAUAAAAUCUAUGUUGGAAUUAAAAGCUGUUAAAUAUAUUUUUUUCAGAUGUAUUUGUCAACCUAAUCGGGUAGAAAACUGUAUCUUAUUUUUUAAUACGGGACGGAAGGUCAAAAACAGCAAAAAGUUUCCAACGAGGUUAACGCGCAACUGUUCCCUGGAUGACAAUGAUUUGUGAUAAAAAGCAAACUUGAGGAAGGCUGAUAAUUUUAUUCAAUGGAGGAAAAAUGUGAGUCCCACUGUUCGGACACAUUGCGUUUAACAGUAUGUCUUUAAGAUGUAUAACAUGAAUAUUUAUCAGUGACUGUUACUAGUACAUUAUGAACUAUAACAGUUCUUAUGAUUUCCAUGGAGGAAGUUGGAAUUGUCAUCCUAUAAAUGGAGUAACAGUGUCUUUAACAGAAUGUAAAAACAGGAUACAUAUGGUGGAUAAUAAAAUAUGGACCCCAGACGUUAUUCAACGAGUAGUGUCUUUAAUUGUUAUAAUGAUUGUCACGAUCAUAGGAAAUACUGCGAUCAUUUUUGUACUUUCUUGCACGAGAUACAGAAAGAAAAACAGUCGAGUAAAUAUGUUCAUUAUUAAUCUUGCCGUUGGAGAUUUAACUGUUUGUUUUGUAACUAUGACAACCGAGAUUCUUUUUGUAGCAUUUGGUGAAUGGGUACUCGGUAAUGCUGCGUGUAAGAUACUGACUUAUCUACAAAUUGUAACCUUGGCUAGCACAACAUUCAUUUUGACCUCCAUGAGUAUUGACAGGUAUUGUACAUUGUGUCGACCAUUCCAGUUUCACCAACCGUCGUCUGCUUUACGAGCCAAACGAAUGUGUUUAACAUCUUGGUUUCUUGCUUUUAUAUUUGCCUCUCCGCAAUUGCUCAUAUUUGUACAGACAAAGGAACAGGUUUUUGAUAACGGACACGUACAAUAUGGAUGUAAAAGUCAAGGUUAUACAGCGCCUUGGCAACGAAAGGUUUAUUUUACCUUUUUGACCUCAUAUAUUUUGAUAAUUCCUGUCAUCAUUAUGUCAUAUUGUUACAUCAGCGUUGUUUUGUGUGUUUGGCGUCAAGGUAAACCAUUUAGAAAUCAGAGUGGAAAAUUCUGUCAGAAUGCUUCCGCAAAGAACACAAUAUCGACGGCAAAAGUAAAAACCAUUAAGAUGACUCUGGCAAUUAUUAUAACAUUCAUCGCAUGCUGGACACCGUAUUUUGUAACAACGCUCAUUAAAAUCUACAGCGACUAUACAUUCAAAAUACCAUCAUCAGUUAUGGUGUUUGCUGAAACAGCGGCCUUAUUGCAGAGUGCGUUCAAUCCAAUUCUAUACGGGUGUUUCAAUAUUAAAGUAAAACAUAUAAUGACUGACCACUGCUGUCCAGGAAAAAUAUACAAAGUGAAAACUGGACGCGCAUAUAAUGUAGGUGCAUCUGGAACAAUCGUUGUAACGGGCAAGAUAAACUAUUAUCUUCGCCAUGAUUCGAAAGAAGGUAGUAGUUCCGGUGGAAGCAGUAGGGGAUAUGUUUUUAAAGAAAACGACGAAAAAUGUUUCAAACUAAAAGUUCGUUUUAUCUCCAAAGGCUCAAUUAAUCAGGAUAGCAGCGAAGCAGGACUCAAUUAAUUUGUAAGUCAUUGCCAUCAUUGAAUGAAUAAAUAAACAUACAUAUUUUUUUCUCGUUUUGAUAUUCACCACAACUUAUUGUUUUACAGUACAUACUAAUUCCCUAUCCUCGUGCAUUAGUAUAAUUAUUUGAUUUCCUCCCCCUUACAU
Molecule: messenger RNA, 1931 nt
Organism: Mytilus californianus (California mussel)
Lineage: Eukaryota; Metazoa; Mollusca; Bivalvia; Mytilida; Mytilidae
Product: neuropeptide S receptor-like
Exons: 2
Coding region: 495-1781 (428 amino acids)
Biological process (GO): G protein-coupled receptor signaling pathway
Cellular component (GO): membrane
Molecular function (GO): G protein-coupled receptor activity; peptide binding
Source: RefSeq, a predicted model, not a curated record